Danaus chrysippus (African queen) is the source of this 276-nucleotide messenger RNA. The record is from the annotation of a GenBank genome assembly. NCBI's taxonomy places the organism in Eukaryota, Metazoa, Arthropoda, Insecta, Lepidoptera, Nymphalidae.
AUGAUGAAGGUCAUAUCCGGGCCCGGGGGUGAAAGACAGUCCACGGCGUCCUUGAAGCUCGUCAACAAGGCUCUCGUUAGUAUGAUGAGUGCAGCAGCAGGUGGCUUGUGUGGAGUGUCUUGUGUUUAUUUUCGGGGCCGAGCAGAUUGGACCAUGAGUAGAUCUUCAACAUUAAGUGAUGAUGAUGGCUCUUACGUAAUGGUACAACAAUCACUGACUAGCAACCACCGGACAUCCAGGACUCCACGGAGAUGUGUGAAGGAUGAACCUCACUAA